AUGACUUCUAUAAACAAGAGUUGGAAAACUCUUUAUUCUUAUGAUACAGGGAAGAUUUAUUUACAUUUAAAGAAUAAUGAAUUAGUUUCUUUGGAUUUUUCGAUUGUCAACAAGGAUAUCACAAAUUAUUCAAAUAAUCAACAAGUUAAAACUUUGAGUACUCCUCCUGUCAAUUCCACUUUAUUUUUAUUAAAUGAUGAAUUAUAUGCGUUGACUUCCAAACAUGUUGAUGAUGAUGACGACAAGGAUUUAUGUGGACAAGGAAGUGUAUCUAUUGUUAAAUACAUUGAGGAAAAUAAUUCUUGGGAUGAUGAAACGAUAAUUGAUUUUAAUUUUGAUGACAUUUCCGAUAGUUCAUUUUAUCAAUACCAAACUAUUCUUACAAAUCCAACUAAUAAUAAUACUAUUUUUGUAUACGGUGGUGAAUGUAAUGGGGAGAUAUCCAAUAGACUAAUAUCCAUCGAUUUUGAUACUGGGAAUGUCAAUAAUAUAAGUACUUCAACAAAACCACAAGCCUUCUAUGGUGCCAGCAAUAUAUUAGCGCCUAUUCCACAAUCUCAAUUAAUAAUUGGAGGUGAACUGAAUCAAGGAUGGUUAAAUAUGUAUCAAUUGGCGACCUGGGAUUUUUUAUCAGGAUGGUCAUUUAAACAAGUCAAAGCAUUGGCUAAUCAUGAAGUUGUAAAUUCAAGAAACUUCCCGCUUUUACUACCCAUUUUCAAUCCUGUUGCAAAUGAAACAACGGUUAAUGAUGAUUUGAGAAUUGACCAAGUAUUGAUGAUUGGUGGGGAAUUAAGUGCGGAUGAUGAUCAAGACGUGAGCCCAACGUAUGCCAAAUUAUCUAUGGUUUCAAAUGCAUGGGUGUGGAAUACUACACAAACUGAAUAUAAUUUAUCAUAUGAUGAAAUAAUAGGAGCCGCUACUAUUUUCAAUACAUUAGUGGUUAUAAACUCUACUGAUUCAAAUAGCAUCAAAAGAGAUGAUGAUGGAUACCGUUUGAAUUUAUAUGAUGCAGAAACUUUCAAACCCGUGGAAUCAUUAAAACUGAAUACACAGAAUAUUCUACUGAAUCCAAAUGCCCAUUCAUCUUCUGGAGAUCAUCAUACAACUGAAAAGAUUGUUCUUGGAACUAUUCUACCCAUAUUUGCUAUAGUAUUGGGGGUAAUUGUGUUUUUCUACCUUAGAAGAAGAAGAAGAAAACAGAAACAAUUGGAAGAAGAACAACAACAAUAUAAUGAAAUUGACUACAAAUAUGGAUACUUGGCACCACCAGAAUCUAUUCCCCGUCCUAUAUAUCAUCAAUUGAAUGAUUCAAACUCAACAUUAAGUGGAGCAUCAAUCGACUCAUGGAUGAAAAAGAGACAAGAUUAUGACAAACGAAAAUUAAGAAAUAGUUAUCUUGCAUCUAAUGAUACACUAAAUACUGUUGAUGAUGAAGAUACACAUAGUGGUAGUCAAUAUAAUGAAGAUGAUCAUCAAGAUGAACCAGGAGAACAAGAUUUGGGUCAAUCCAAUAAUUUGUUACACCCACUGUCCAAGACAACACCACAUCACAAACCUAGUAAGAAUUUGAAGAAAUCAUUUUCAUUUUCCAAGAGCCCACCUUCUACACCAAUAGGUAAAUUCAAAAGAUAUCAAUCAUUGAAAGAAUCAAGUUCUGAAAGUAUGAUCCCUGAAGAUUCAACAACUGACGGUAGUAAUCAAGAACCAAUUCAUUCAGAUGCUACUUCUUUAGAUGAUCAAAUGGAUGUACAAGUAUUGGUCAGUAGUAAACGAAGAUCUAUUUUAAGAGUAGUAAACCCUGAUCUAUUAGAAGAAGAAGAACAUGAUGAUAAUGAUAAAGGAUCCGAAACACCUGAAAAACAAAGUAUCAUUAGAGAAGAUGAAGGGGAGGAAGAAUUUGAUUUAAGUCAAGUACUCAAUCAACAUUUUGAAAAAAUAAACGAUGUAUGUGACACUAGUAGUGGAAGUGACAAUUCAUUACGACAAAGAAUUCCUUCUGGUCAAUUAGACAAUUAA
Molecule: messenger RNA, 2016 nt
Organism: Candida tropicalis MYA-3404
Lineage: Eukaryota; Fungi; Ascomycota; Pichiomycetes; Serinales; Debaryomycetaceae
Exons: 1
Coding region: 1-2016 (671 amino acids)
Molecular function (GO): protein binding
Source: RefSeq, a predicted model, not a curated record